UGAUUUGAAUAUCCCCUCCCCUCUCCCAUCUGUUAAAUGAGCAGUGAACACUAUUGCUCUAUGAGAAAGAAGGAAACUCAGAUUCAUUCACACUGGAUUUCUUGACGAUCUGCUUCAACAUGAAGACCCUUCCUGUCAGUUUGCUCCUGGUGCUGUUUACCUGGACUGUGUGUGUGUGGGCUGACAGGGGAAGACAGAAGCGUGCAUGGAUCAUCGAGUCUUUCACGAUUGAGGAAGAAAACCCUGGUCCAUUUCCAUAUAAACUAGGCAAGAUUGAAUUUGAAAGGUAUUAUUUAGUCAGAUACGAGCUAAAGGGUCAGGGUGUGGAUUUAGAGCCAAAGGGUAUUCUCGAUAUUAAUAACGAAGGAUAUGUUUUAGUAUAUGGUAAGGUGGACUUUGAAAAUAAACAAGGAGUGAAAGUUCUCAAAUUGACAUUUGAAGCAAGAGACAAGUCAAACAAUGAAGUGGAAACAAGACUCGGGGUUCAUAUCCAAAUAUUGGACAUAAAUGAUCACGCUCCAAAAUUUCAGCAGUCGGUCUACCAAGUGACUGUGGAUGAGUCAGAUCCUCAAGGUAAAGAUGUACUGACAGUACUAGCAUUUGAUGAAGAUGAUUCGAGUACAAACAAUGGAACAUUUGAUUUAACAAUCAAGUCUUUCACACCAAAAACGGAUAAUGUUGAAUUUUAUAUUCAGCAGCAAAAAGGACAAAGUUCUGGGACAGUUUAUUUUAGAGGGUGUUUGGACUAUGAGAAAGCUCAGAAAUACACAAUCCUGGUUGAAGCAAAGGACAAAGGGGAAAAGAUACAAUUGUCGAGUACAAGUACAGUGAUAAUCAAUAUUUUGGAUGAAAACAACAAUCUUCCAGGUUUCUCUGGCAAAACAGGAUCUGGGAAGGUCAAGGAGCGAGAAACUGGAGUUGAAGUUCUGCGACUGCAAGUAACAGACAAAGACACAUAUGGUUCAAAAGCCUGGAAAGCCAAAUACACUAUCUAUGGAGAUAAAAAAGAGCAGUUCAAAAUUGAAACAGAUCCUAAUACAAACGAGGGGAUUUUAACCAAAUGGACUAUGAGGAGCAAGCAUACCAAAAUCUAUCCAUCAGUGUGCAGAACGAAAUUCCUUACUUUUCAUGUAAGGUCAAAAAGCAAGUACCGAAUGCUAUGUGGGAGCUCGACAAAAUACCCCAAAACUCUGGCAUGAGUGUUGAAAACCUCUAUAAUACCAUUCCAGUGACCAUUAAUGUUGAAGAUGUCAACGACCCUCCAGUAUUUACACCCUCUGUUAAACACGUUCACAUAAUGGAGAACAUAGCAGCAGGAACAAGUCUUGCAACCUUCACUGCUAAAGACAUGGAUGGAAGCCAUAUAAACACAUUUAGAUUUGUUAAAGGUGAAGAUAUUGAUGGGUGGAUAACUGUUGAUGCAAAGACUGGACUAGUAUCCACAAGUAAAAUUCUAGACAGAGAGUCGCCAUUUGGUAUAAACAGCACCUACAGAGCAACCCUAUAUGCUGUGGAUGAUGGUGUCCCACCCCUGACAGGGACUGGAACUCUAUUUAUUCACCUGAAUGAUCAAAAUGAUAACGUACCAAUGUUGGAAGUGAACGCAGUCAACAUGUGUCUGGAUACUGAGCCCACAGUGGCCAAAAUCACAGCUGUAGACCUGGACCUUCCUCCACAUAGUUCACCUUUUCACUAUGAGCUUUUAGGAGAUGUUAAGGACAAAUGGAGAGUUGAACCAAACUAUGGCACAACAGUGAGUCUUGUAAAAGAACACAGUGUGUAUUCAGGUCAUCACCUCCUACAGAUCAAAAUAUUAGACCAGCAGGGAUUGUCCUCCAUCCAAAACCUGUCUGUCACAGUGUGUGACUGCUCUAUCGCUCCCAACUGCCAUGUCAGGAUGGCUCGGAUGGCUCAAAUGGGACCUGCUGCAGCCUGGAUUGUUGUUCUUACAGUUCUGAUCUUCAUUGCAAUGUGCUUAAUGGUCCUUCUGAUCUCCUGCAAGGCAGAUAAAAAAAUUAUUGAAAUGGACGAUGGCGUUGGUUGUCUCAUCAAAACAAAUACAGAAAAUCCAGGAACAGACUGCAUGGAUGUCUUCAUAAAGGUUCCUUCCAGUAUAGGCAUUCAGAAAACAGAUUCUUCCAUCGUAAAUACUUGCAUAAAUGUGUCUACAAAUGUAAAUUCAAGCCAGACGGUCACAUCACAAACCGUGAUACAUAAAAAACAGGAGGCUGUACAGCCAGUCUUCACCGAUCAGAUGUUCAGACGCUCAAUACAUAGAAGUUCCACAAGAAGUUCAUACAGAGAAAAUUUCAAACGAUCGAGUAUCAGAUCAAGGGCUUUUUACGGCAAUGUGGCUUCCCUGAGCAACAACCUUGCUGUUGUGAUCAACAAGAAACUACUUGCCCUCCAAACCCGUGAUGAGGAGUUUGUUGUUUAUGAGCCGCACUGCUACGCAGAUGAAGGACAAGCUAUGGACAAUGCCGAACUGGAUGCCCUCUCUAUUCCAGAGAAUGAAUUUCAUUCAGAGAUGCUUAUCAAUCUGGACAACAGGUUCAGUCAACUAGCAAAAAUUUCCAGACCUCACCUGAUGCAAAGUUAACAGUUAUCUCAAGAAGUGUAGCAGAUCUUUUGAAAACGAGAUACUGAAUGAAAACAUGAAAUCAAAAACAUUAAUACAGAAUAUUGGAAGAUAAGGGAUGCUGGGUUAAACAUUCAGGACAAAUGGUUCUUCAAAGAUUUUUCUACUGUAUAAUAGUGUUAUUGUUUUAGGUACUGUAAGCUCAGUUUUUGGGUUUUGGGUCAGUGUAAAUUAAUGUUUUGAAGUGACCGUCAGCUCUAUAAUAAUAUAAUUCAGAUAUAAAAUAUAUAA
Molecule: messenger RNA, 2869 nt
Organism: Pimephales promelas (fathead minnow)
Lineage: Eukaryota; Metazoa; Chordata; Actinopteri; Cypriniformes; Leuciscidae
Source: RefSeq, a predicted model, not a curated record